Molecule: messenger RNA, 2061 nt
Organism: Effrenium voratum
Lineage: Eukaryota; Dinophyceae; Suessiales; Symbiodiniaceae
Source: the annotation of a GenBank genome assembly
AUGGAAAUCUCCGCGUGCCCACGCGUCCACGCGAGCUGGCUUCAGCCAGGUCCAUGCAGAGCCCGCCAAAGAGCCUUCCCCAAGCCGAAGCCUGGCUUCGUGACGCUUGGCUGCGCACUGGCCGCCGUGCAUCAACGCCGGCAACGUGCUGCUCGAGCGAGUGCAGGCUAUGGGGCCGGCGAGGUGUUCAGCGCGCCUGCGCUGACAGAGGACGGCGAAGCCUUGGUAGUUUGGCUGCAUGGUCUUGGAGAUACCGGACAAGGCUGGUCGACCACGGCGCCCGCCUUGCAGCAGAUGGGUUUGCCAAUGCUGCACUUUCUGUUCCCUACUGCGCCUACCAGAGGCGUGGGCAGCAAGGGAAUGAAGCCAUCCUGGUACGAUGUUCCCACACUGGAUCCUGACCAGAUUGCGAGGCAACCUCCACCGGAGGGUUUGCUGGACGGGGUGGACUACGUGUUGGACCUCAUCGAGCCCCACGUGAGACGCGGCAUUCCUCCCCAGCGAGUCUUCUUAGCCGGAUAUUCGCAAGGCGGGGGCUUAGCGCUGGCAGCUGCCCUGCGAGCUCCGCGGAAGUUGGGCGGGGUUCUGAUGCUGAGCUCAUGGGUAGCAGAGCCUCUGCCAAGCGAGUUCAAGGAGGUGCCGGUGCACAUCUUCCACGGAGCCGAAGACCCUGUAGUGCCACUCCGCACGGCCGAGCUGUGUCGCGGCCAGCUGGAGACUGCCGGCCUGAGGCCACGCGGCCACGCGGCUUCGAACGCCCUGGGAACGUGGGCUGGCAUGUCGUGCAUCCAAUGGGCCACCGCGAAAUUUGCAGGAGCAUGUAUGAUCCGUCCCGGCCACCGCAUCUUCCUGCGAUCUUUGCCGGCGGCGCUGGCAGAGAACCCGUCAGCCCUGCGGAGCAUCUGUACACAUUUUGGAGAAGUGGAAGACGUGUGGGUGCGGGUGGUGAAUCGCACGGCCACAGUGCACGAAAGCUGGGGCUUUGUGCGCUUCUCGACUGCAGAAGGGGCGCAUCUGGCAGCUGCAGGCGACUGGCAGCAGCUGCUGGUGUCGGCAGGCUUCCCCGGCUCGGUGGAGGUGCUUCCCGCUGAGGCGGAGCUUGAGGUCUCGGAAAGCUUGGUGGCGCAGGCACUGGAUGCUGACGCCAAAGGCGCCGCCCAUUUCGAUUUCGAGUCCUUCCGGGAGCACUUCUCCCAGCAGCUGGGCCGUCCGGUGCUGCGUCGCGACGCGGAGCUGAUUUUCCAGGUGCUGCGGAAGCAGAGGCCGGACAUAUCGGUGAAAGCACAGCUGAGUUCUGCCAAAGAUGCAGAGUCAGGAAGUGGCAGUGGCAUUUUGAUAAUCACCGCCUAUUCUACAAAUUAUGCACCUGGCAACAUUUGUGCAGCUGCAAACCAUGAGUAUGCAGCGAAGCACGGCUAUGAUUUCCUGUGCGAUGCGCUUCCUGGGCGCGACAUGCUGGAGGCGGUUGCCCCUCGGGACGCUCACACCUGGUACAAGGUGCUGAUGCUGCGACGCGUGAUGGCUGAAGGUCAACAUAGCCACGUGCUUUGGGUGGAUGCUGAUGCGGUGGUGAUCGACCAAGCAAAGACGCUGGAUUCCUUCAUCCAAGAGGCCGAGGGCCGGGACCUCAUUAUCCAGGAGGAUUUGUCCGCGGAGUGCCGCGUGAACUGUGGAGUGAUGAUACUGCGCAGGUCCAAGUGGAGCUCCUGUUUGCUGCGGCUGCUCUGGGAAGGGAACCUUUCCAGGCGGCACCACUGCAAGCCUUACUACGAGCAAUCGGCCCUAGUUCGCCUGCUGAUCGAGGCAGGUGAGCUGGAAUCCAGGCCCCAGCAGCGCCUGCAGCGCCCGGCCUUGUCGCCGAAGGUUUGCAUCUUACCGCAGCGGCGGCUUCAAACCAACCGCCUGCGCGAGGUUCAACUUGAUGGUCCAGAAAGAUCCUUCAUUUUCCACCCUCUCUUUGCUUCAGAGCACUUCGCCGAAGACAAGGCCAGCAAGUUUCAAGACUGCACAGUCAUGGGUGUGUUGCUAGCGAAUGUGUAUGCGGUGGCCCCUGAAUGUUAG